Molecule: messenger RNA, 556 nt
Organism: Danio aesculapii
Lineage: Eukaryota; Metazoa; Chordata; Actinopteri; Cypriniformes; Danionidae
Product: melanoma receptor tyrosine-protein kinase-like
Exons: 4
Coding region: 24-458 (144 amino acids)
Source: RefSeq, a predicted model, not a curated record
CACCUGUGACAGUAUGUGUGGAGAUGAAGGCUGUUGGGGUCCGGGGGCCGUCCAUGUGUGUCUUCUGUCAGCACGCCAGCCGUAGGGGACGCUGUGUCAGUCACUGCAACCUGCUGGACGGACACCCUCGAGAGUACAUGUCAAAUAAUGUGUGUUUGGCUUGUGACCCACAAUGCAAAACUCUAAACGGGACGGCAAGUUGUCAUGGGCCGGGUGCUGAUCAGUGUACAGAGUGUGCUCACUUUAAAGAUGGGACACACUGCGUGACACAGUGUGCACACAAAGUGCAAGGCCUUAAUAACAGACUAGUCUGGACAUACCCAGACAAAAGCAGACAGUGCCAGCCAUGCCAUACUAACUGUACACAAGGGUGCAGUGGACCAGGACUGCAUGGCUGUGAACCGAAGGGUGCAGUAAAUUAUGAGUUCCUUUAUAUUGUUGCUAUUCUUCAGCAUUAAAGUCUGCAUGAAAUCAGAAUUUGCAAUGUUUAUAUUGCCUAUAGUCUUAAGGUGAAAAAUUAAUGCAUUCUGUUAUUAUAAUGAGAAAAAUAAAAUGG